Molecule: messenger RNA, 956 nt
Organism: Fopius arisanus
Lineage: Eukaryota; Metazoa; Arthropoda; Insecta; Hymenoptera; Braconidae
Gene: Pldn
Product: Pallidin
Exons: 5
Coding region: 253-648 (131 amino acids)
Biological process (GO): intracellular transport
Cellular component (GO): BLOC-1 complex; transport vesicle
Source: RefSeq, a predicted model, not a curated record
GGAGGUUAAGUAAAUAAUUCCAUAACCUAAUAUCAUUCCAUUGGCCAAAUUAUUGGUAAACUACUCGACCUCUGAGCAUAUUACGAAUAUCUCCUAUCCACCGAUAAUUUAUUACUCGAUCUAUCGUCAAUCGUUUGCAACAGUUUGAUAGAAAAUUUAAUUAGCUUUCGAAUAAACCGCAUAAAUCCAAUAAAUCCACUACUACUGUGCGACUUCUACUUCAACAGAAGAUUUACUUACUGCAGCAUCAUAAUGAUGAUGGAAAUUGAAGCAGCGGCUGUAGCGGAGGUUCAGUCGAAUUUACACUCCGAAACCGAGCAGCUUGUCGACAUACCGGGGAAUGCAGAUAGUCUUGUACAGGGGAUUCUAGAAGUAUAUCAACCUUCCGUUGAACAGAUAAACAAUGAUCUGCAAGAAAUAGUGAAGAAACAAAAAAAUGUAAUCGAGAAGAUGAAAUAUGAGAAUAAGCAACUAUCGGAGGCCGCUAAGGAUGACUUGUGCUGUACAGUAUACUCCCUGAUUAAGACUUAUCAAGAGAAAGUGUUCUCCAUAAAGAAAGAACUGGGAAAUGUUCACGAGAAAACCAUGAAGCUGAAGAAACGCGCUCUGCGUCUCCAACAACUGAGACAAGAACAAGGAUUCCAUUGACCCUAUCCCCUUCAUCUAGGUGACCAAAAGGCUGGUAAAAUAGGAUUGUACCAUCAAAUGAACUAUGCUGGUCACUUAACACCCAUGUUAUUCCAUUGUUCUGACCACAGAUCUUAUUUUUAAUAUUAUAUUAUUCUGAGAUUAUGAACACAUCGAAAAUGAAGUCAUGAAUUUAUGAAUUUUUAAAUUAUCGUAAACUAAAUAUUGCUACAAAAGUUAUGUUGUAUUAAAAUUGAAUGAGGGGAAUGCUAAUCAUCUAAGCCUCACUUACAAUAGAAUAGAAUAACAUGAAAAAUGAAAAACAUCAA